AUGGAGAAGCCAGAUCACCGCUCUGUACGCUCUCGUUCAGCAUCAGUCAGUUCCCAAGGAGAGCUCGAACAGUGGUGUGAACAGAAUGGUGGAUUCUCGGACAUCCUUGACCCCGAAGAUGAACACGCUACUCUUUUUGCCUCUCUGGGGAUUCCAACCCGCAAAGAGCUAGAGGUCCAGUGGCAUGCUCAGAUGUUCGGGACAACAGCAAGUCAACAGGCUUCUGCAAAUACCUCCAGCUCUCAGUCUGCAAGAGAAACCCGUCUGAACCCCGUCACAACAUCGGAGACCUUUGUCGAGCUUCCAUCGAACAAGAGACGGAAGCAUGCCCCCCAAAUAAGUGCGAAUAAUCGUACACCGACUGGCCUCACGGCUGACAGAAACCAAACGCAGACGGAAAAGGCUUGCAAUCGAUGCAGGGUCAAAAGGCUCGCUUGUGAUUCAGCCUCGGACGGCUGCAUCGAAUGCAAAAAGGCUAACGUCGAGUGUUUGAUCACAGACCGGAUGACGGGGAAGACAUUGAUCAGAAGGGCUGCUGGCUAA
Messenger RNA from Penicillium oxalicum, 543 nucleotides. RefSeq names its product putative C6 finger domain protein. Lineage: Eukaryota; Fungi; Ascomycota; Eurotiomycetes; Eurotiales; Aspergillaceae. Gene Ontology annotation, biological process: regulation of DNA-templated transcription. Bases 1 to 543 code for a protein of 180 amino acids. Gene Ontology annotation, molecular function: zinc ion binding; DNA-binding transcription factor activity, RNA polymerase II-specific. The record is from RefSeq and is a predicted model, not a curated record. The transcript has 2 exons.